AUGGCGGACCCGGGUGACUACGGCGGACCCGUCUACGCCUCGGAGCCACUGCCGUAUUACUACGACUACAACGUGCAUGACGGCUACAAGGGCACCAACUUCGGCCAGCACGAGAAGUCCGACGGUAAAAAUGUGUACGGCUCCUACACCGUCGACCUCCCCGACGGUCGCAAACAAAGGGUGGACUACACAGCUGACCACUACAGGGGCUACGUGGCCAAGGUCAGCUACUACGGCAAGGCUCAGCACCCUAAGCACUACGGCCCCGCCGUCACCUUCUUCAACAAGGGCUACGGCCACGGAGGCGGAUACCAUUAAAAUCCCGAAAAUGCCA
Messenger RNA from Procambarus clarkii (red swamp crayfish), 334 nucleotides. RefSeq names its product cuticle protein 7-like. The record is from RefSeq and is a predicted model, not a curated record. NCBI's taxonomy places the organism in Eukaryota, Metazoa, Arthropoda, Malacostraca, Decapoda, Cambaridae. Gene Ontology annotation, cellular component: extracellular matrix.